This is a messenger RNA of Naumovozyma dairenensis CBS 421, 1893 nucleotides long. RefSeq names its product E3 ubiquitin-protein ligase HRD1 (gene HRD1). The transcript has a single exon. The coding region runs from base 1 to 1893 and encodes 630 amino acids. The record is from RefSeq and is a predicted model, not a curated record. Gene Ontology annotation, cellular component: cytoplasm. NCBI's taxonomy places the organism in Eukaryota, Fungi, Ascomycota, Saccharomycetes, Saccharomycetales, Saccharomycetaceae.
AUGGCAAUACAAAUCUCCAUGUUAAAUUCAAAAAAAUUUCAAUUCGUUAUAUUUUCAAUAUCAGUUUAUUUAAUCACAUUCUUCACAAUAAUUAAUGCCGCUAAUUCAAGUACUUCAUUCUUACAUUUAUGUUUGAAAUUAAAUGAAGGUUUCAACAUAAUGAUAAUAACAAUCUUUAUCCUAUUAAAUUCAUUACUUUCUUGGAAAUUAAUUACAUGGUUCUUAUUCAAUGAUUUAAGAUUAAUAGAACAAGAACAUAUAAUGGAAAGAUUACCAUUUACUGUAAUAAAUUUCAUCGUUAUGGCAACAAUGUUUAAUGAAAGAUUUUUCUUCACUUUAACCAUUUAUGGAUUAUUACUCAUUUCAUUAAGAGUCUACCAUUGGAUAUUAAAGGAUAGAUUAGAAUUCAUCAUUCAAACAAUUAAUGAUUCUACAUCCAUGACAAAAAUCAUAUUCUCAAAAUUUUCAUUCAAUUUAAUUUCAUUAUCAUUAAUUAAUUUGAAAUUAAUUCAAAAUUGUUUAACUUGGGAUGAUAUAAAUUUUUGGAAAAAUAAUCAAAAUUUAUUUAAUUCAAUAAUGAAUUAUUUAAUUAAUCCAAUUUCAUCAACAACAAUAUCAAAUGGAAUCAAUAAUCAUUCAAAUCCCGUUUAUUUAAUGUUAGGAAUGGAAUUCUCAAUCUUAUUAUUGGAAUAUUUUAAUGUAUUAUUCCAUUCACUAUUAAGUUUAUUCGAAUUUUAUAAAUCAAAACAAUUCUCAAUUCAACAACAACAAAUUAGACAAAAUAAUUUAAUAAAUCGUGCCCAAACUACACAAAAUGAUGAAAAUGAAAUUAAUAUUGGACUUGACAUCGAUAUUGAUGAUGAUGAAGAAGAUGAUGAUGAGACUUUUAAUGGAUUAGAAGGUAAAUUCAUUUACGAAAAGAUAAUAGAUCUAUUCACCAGAUUCCUCAUGACAAUCAUCCAUGUAUCUUUACUACUACCAUUAAAUAUACCAAUGAUAUUAGUCAAAGAUAUCUUAUGGGAUUUUUUUUCACUCUAUAGAAAUGCAAUGUCAUUAUAUAAAAUUUGGAAGAAUAAUCAAAAAUUAGAAUCAGCUUUACCAAAUAUGACUCCUGAUGAUUUACAACACUCUGAUAAUGUCUGUAUCAUUUGUAUGGAUGAUCUUUUACCAUCUUUAGAAACAUUGGAACAUGCAACCAAUGUUUCUUCUACUACUCCUUCUUCGAAUCAUUAUUUGAAUAUUAAAAAGAAGAAAAAACCCAAAAAAUUACCUUGUGGCCAUUUCUUACAUUUUUCAUGUUUGAAAAAUUGGAUGGAAAGAUCUCAAACCUGUCCCAUUUGUAGAUUGGAUGUUUUCGAUAAAAAUGGGAAUGUUAAAGUUUAUCCGAAUACAAAUACAAAUACGAACGUAAACGAUUCGAGUCAUGACCAAACUUCGGAAAACAGGCCCCCAUCUACCAGUACUUCAAAUAUUAUUCCUGGUUCAAAUACAAAUAUAACUACAAAUACCCCAAUCCCUCGAAAUAUUGACGCAUCUAAUGGGUCUCACGAAGUUUCUCCAGCUGCAUCUCCAUCUCCAUCUCCAUCUCCAUCUUUACCGAUACUAAAACACGAACAACAUGAUGGAAAUCCAAUAAAUAAUUUUAAUGAGACCAAGAAUUGGUAUGAAUUUAAAAUUGAUUCUGAUAAAUCUACAUAUGCUAAUAAUUCACAAACCAUUUCAUUCCCAAUUGAAUUUGAAAAAGAUAAUAAUAGCAAUAAUAAUAAUAAUAAUAAUAAUAAUAAUGAUACAAUAAUAGCAAAUUUACUAAUUGAAGAUAAGAUCCAAAAUGAUUCACAUUCACCAGUCAUCAUUAUACCUAAAGAAUCAAUAAAUUAUCCGGAUACUAACUAA